Hemibagrus wyckioides is the source of this 3957-nucleotide messenger RNA. RefSeq names its product phosphofructokinase, liver a (gene pfkla). Gene Ontology annotation, biological process: fructose 1,6-bisphosphate metabolic process; canonical glycolysis; fructose 6-phosphate metabolic process. The coding region runs from base 176 to 2518 and encodes 780 amino acids. The record is from RefSeq and is a predicted model, not a curated record. The transcript is spliced from 22 exons. Lineage: Eukaryota; Metazoa; Chordata; Actinopteri; Siluriformes; Bagridae. Gene Ontology annotation, molecular function: fructose-6-phosphate binding; AMP binding; identical protein binding. Gene Ontology annotation, cellular component: 6-phosphofructokinase complex; membrane; cytoplasm.
CACACACAGUUUGUAUCCCCGGAAGGUCAUCUGGGCGCUCUGCUCAAAGCAAAGGGUUUAAAUAAGUGUUAGAGGAUACUGUGGGUCACUCAGUGCCCUAAAGCUUUCGGUAACGGUGUGUGUAUUAGGCUGAUUGCUUCUCUGACUGGAGUUUCCAUGUUUACUGAGAUUUAAAAUGAGUUCUCAGGGUUUGGAGAAGCUCCGGAUGACGGGUGCUGGGAAAGCCAUAGCCGUGCUGACCAGUGGAGGAGAUGCGCAAGGUAUGAACGCCGCUGUCCGUGCCGUCACUCGGAUGGGUAUAUAUGUUGGAGCCACGGUGUAUCUGAUUCACGAGGGUUACCAGGGUCUGGUGGACGGAGGAGACAAUAUCAAACUGGCGCACUGGCACAGCGUAACCAACAUCAUCCAGCUGGGUGGGACAGUGAUCGGCAGCGCUCGCUGUAAAGCCUUCACCACACGGGAAGGCCGUCUGUCUGCCGCCUUCAAUCUUGUAAAACGUGGGAUCACCAACCUCUGUGUGUGCGGAGGAGACGGCAGCCUUACAGGAGCUAACAUCUUCCGAAGCGAGUGGAGCGGACUACUCGCCGAGCUGGAAGCCAAAGGCAGGAUCACUGCUGAGACAGCAAAAAAGUACAGCCACCUAAACAUCGUGGGUUUGGUGGGCUCCAUCGAUAACGAUUUCUGUGGCACUGACAUGACCAUCGGAGCAGACUCAGCCCUCCAUCGCAUCAUGGAUAUCGUGGACGCCAUCACCACCACUGCCAUCAGCCAUCAGCGCACGUUUGUCCUGGAGGUAAUGGGACGACACUGCGGAUAUCUGGCUCUGGUGUCUGCUUUAGCAUCUGGAGCAGACUGGCUUUUUAUUCCUGAAGCUCCUCCAGAGGACAACUGGGAGGACCUUAUGUGUGCUCGGCUUGGAGAGAGCCGAAGUAAGGGAUCCAGACUCAACAUCAUCAUCGUUGCUGAGGGAGCAAUCAACAGAAAAGGCGAGCCCAUCUCAUCCAGCUACAUCAAAGAUCUUGUAGUGAAGCGGUUGGGUUAUGACACCAGGGUGACUGUUCUGGGCCAUGUGCAGAGAGGAGGAACUCCUUCAGCCUUCGAUCGAGUAUUAAGUAGUAAAUUGGGAAUGGAGGCAGUGGUGGCACUGAUGGAGGCGACUCCUGAAACCCCCGCCUGUGUGAUCGGCCUGUCCGGGAACCGGUCAGUGCAGCUGCCCCUAAUGGAAGCAGUAGAAAUGACUAAAGCAGUACAGAAGGCUAUGAAUGAGCAGAGGUUUGAGGAGGCCAUUCAGUUGCGUGGAAGGAGCUUUGCGAACAACUGGGGUAUUUACAGGUUACUGGCAUACCAGAAGCCUGCUCAAGUCACGAGCAAUUUCUCAAUAGCCGUCCUGAACGUGGGUGCUCCAGCAGCUGGUAUGAAUGCAGCUGUGAGGUCUGCAGUGAGGGUGGCACUGGCAUCUGGCCACAAAGUCUACACGGUUUCUGAUGGAUUUGAGGGCCUUGCCAAUGGAGAGGUUAAAGAGAUGUCUUGGAGUAGUGUUGCUGGUUGGACUGGUCAAGGUGGCUCAGUCCUGGGGACUAAACGAACCCUACCGAAAACCUUUAUGGAAAAAUUGGUUGAAAAUCUUAUCAAGUACAGCAUCCAGUCACUGCUAGUAAUUGGUGGCUUCGAGGCCUAUGAAGGGGUACUGGAGCUAUAUGAUGCCAGGGGCCAUUACAACGAGCUGUGUAUUCCCAUGUGCAUCAUUCCUGCCACCAUCAGCAACAAUGUCCCUGGCACCGAAUUUAGCCUGGGUGCUGAUACCGCUGUCAAUGCAGCUAUGGAGAGCUGUGAUAAGAUCAAGCAGUCAGCUACAGGAACAAAGAGGAGGGUAUUUGUGGUGGAAACCAUGGGAGGAUAUUGUGGAUACCUGGCAACAACCACUGGCAUUGCCGUGGGAGCCGAUGCCGCGUAUAUAUUUGAGGAGCCUUUCAAUAUCCACGAUCUGAAGACGAAUGUCGAGCACCUGACCGAGAAGAUGAAGAAGGACAUCCAGAGGGGUCUGGUGCUGAGGAAUGAGAAAUGCCACGCACAAUACAGCACCGACUUCAUCCAUAACCUGUACACUGCUGAAGGGCAAGGAGUGUUCGACUGCAGGGUCAACGUGCUUGGACAUCUCCAACAGGGAGGAGCACCUUCACCUUUUGAUAGGAACUUUGGCACAAAGUUGGGCGCGAGAGCCGUGCAGUGGCUUUCUGAGAAGAUGACUGCCACCUUCAGACAAGGUUCUGUGUUUGCCAACUCCCCGGACACUGCGUGUGUGUUGGGUCUGAAUGGUAAAGGACUCACGUUCACCCCUGUGGCUGAACUGAAGAUGCACACUGACUUUGAGCACAGAAUGCCCAAAGAGCAAUGGUGGCUGAAUCUGCGACUGCUACUCAAGAUGCUGGCUAAAUACCAGACCAGCUUCGAUCAGUAUGUCACAGGAGAGAUUAGACAUGUGACCCUUCGUUCUCUCAGUCAAGAUGAUGGGUUUUAGACAGAGACAUACAUUACACUGAUGUUCACCAGCUUGCUCAUUAACACCAGCUAUGCUUCCUACCAAGAGAUUUCAUAACAUGCAGUCUGUGACUAAACUGGAUUGCUUGUUUAUGGCUUCGACGUUUUUAUAACUCUGCUGUUUCAUGUUUGGUGCUGAAUUUGAAGCAGGGAACAACACUCCUUCUCGAUGCAAUGCCCAAACUAGCACUUUUAGCCAAAAAUAAUUAUUUACAUUUAAUGCCUAUAAAAGUAGCAGAUAUUUUUGAUUGACAGUGUUUAAACUCUCAAGGGCUGUAUUCACAAAAAUCCAAUGUUCUCCUGGCACUAGCUAAAUAAAUUCAUCUCUUCAGUAGAAGUCUAUGCGGUGAACUCCUAAAUGAAAUUAAACUGAAAAUGCUAUAUUAACAAAAAAUAUAUAUAUACUAAAAUAUUUUUAUUAAUUAGCACCUUAUUCUCUCUCUUAUAAGGUAAGCACUGCUUUAUUGGUUGGCAAGGAAAUUUGUGAAAGAUUUGAUUGACAUCAAAUUGGUCUUUUUGUAUUUUUUUUUUUAUCAUUUUUGGACAGUCUUAGUUUUUAGGAGCUGCUUUUAAAUGCUAAAAGCUUAGCAGUAAAUUACCAGUGAAGCCAAUUAGACAAAACUAUGAUUACAGAUCAAAAUCAUCAGAAAUAUAUAAUAUACUGAAAAUUUAAUUAUUUAUAACAAAAAUCAUAGAGUAGUAAUGUUAAAGGUCUAACAGCAGCUUUCUCUGCCUUAGUGGUCUGUACUUCUUUCCUUUUUUAAAAUAUAACACUGGAACAUUCUGUAAUCAAAAAUCAAGAAACUACCUUCUCGUUCAUGAUUGUGCAAUUUUGUGCCCGUGUAAUGUGAGGUGUGUUCAUUCAUAAACAUGAAGUGUAAAGUUAUUCAUAAGUAUGUAACAAAGGACAUACUCACCAGUAUUGUUGUGCAUUGUGUGAAAUUGUUCUCGUUGCAUCAUUUACAUGACUGAUUUUUACUGUUGGCGUGUACAGAAAAACACUUUUAGUUUAAACUGGCUUUCUACAUGUUGUUUUGGAAAACACCCUGCAACACUCCUGUGUAUAAAGUAAUGGGGGAAAACAUGUGAAAUUUAUGUCAUAAAUACAUAUAUGAAAGUAUGUGAAAUGGAGUCCUGCCGGUGUUGAUAGAUUAUUUUACAGACUAAUACUAAGGCAUUUUAAACCCAGGUAUUUUAUUCAAGACAUCAAACAGCAAUUUUGCCGAACUGAAACUGCAAUAAUUGUAAAAUUCAGCAUUCAUUCAACUUAACAGAACAUCAGGUCCAAAAAGCAGUAGCAUCUACAAUCGAAUAAGGCAACAUUAGCAAUACAGUACUUUUAAACUGUAAGAUUUCUUUCAAGGGCUUGUCAGAAUCUGUCAAGAACUACUAAAACACAAACUGUUUACCAUGUAUACA